AUGCCGCCGAGGCUGGCCAAUUCUAACCACCUCCUGACAAGGCUCUCGCCUUCCAUCGCUUGCCCUAAGCCUCCAGCGCAGCGGCAAAAGAUUACUUCUUCAGCAUUGACAUCGCUUACUCGUGAGCCGCAAGUAUCUAUUGUCAAUACGGAGCAAGAUCUCCACCGAUCACCAGGGUCUGAGAUUGACCAAGCUGAACGUCCCUCAAAGUUGGAUCUACAAGAACCAGUGCCGCCUAGGACCGCCAUAAUCACACCAUCCAAAGCAUCUCACAACAAGAACUUCGUCAAAACCUUCAGACAUGAUAUACCCACACCAAUAUUAGCACUUCCGGACGGCCAACAGUCUGUUAGUCGGACUUUAACAACAAGCGAUGCGGAAGUCAAUGCCCCUUGGCCAUCGCCUAGGUUUGAGCAAUCCAACUCCUCGCAAGCCAAAGCAGACGUGGGCUACUUCUCCAAAGGCCCCCGAGUUUCAUCUUCUCCAUAUCAGCCCACAGAAAAGAACGUUUUCAGUGUAGCGAUAGAAAUAACCGCCGCCAAUAACACCAUAUCACCCCAGACCCACGAGAAACUUCCCAUGUCGCGGCAAAGCACGUUCGAGAGUCCUAAGGUCGGGGGGAUUGUCGCCCGAAGACGCCGGAAAAGUAGGCAUGCUACGGAGCAGGAAACAUUGCCACAGAAGCAAGAGACAACUAAGAUCUUCGACUUCGGCGGCAAUUUUGGCGAGAGCGACGAAAGUGAUAUUAGCACUGAUGGGGAGAUCAUUGACGAGAGUAUUGUCGAUGAGGACGAGUGGGUUGGCAGAGGCGCCAAAUUCUGGGAUGAGCUCGUUAAGGAGAGGCGAGGAGUACGUCAAGCCUGA
Molecule: messenger RNA, 864 nt
Organism: Bacidia gigantensis
Lineage: Eukaryota; Fungi; Ascomycota; Lecanoromycetes; Lecanorales; Ramalinaceae
Exons: 1
Coding region: 1-864 (287 amino acids)
Source: RefSeq, a predicted model, not a curated record